GGUUCUAACCCCUGACCAGAGUUGGGAGAUGGCUCCAAAUCCCGAGGUCUACCCUGAGAAUGUUCCAGGUCCUGAGUCUAGCACAGAGAGGGCUUCCAUUCACAAAUACUGCCCUGGACCAGCUUUACUAUCUGAGCACAGUUCAGUGCCGACUUCAGUCUCGGAACACCAAACCGUGUCCGCUCUCAUCCCAGAGCUCAGCCAAGAUCCUGCUCUCAGUAAUGAGUUCAGCCAAUCUCCUGAUCAUGCUCUAAAAUUAAGCCAAGAAUUUGCUCAAGCUCAUAAGUUCCCCCCAGAGAUUGCUCCUGACCUUGAAUCUGCUCCAGAGCCUGUCCCAUUUCACGAGUUAGUUUUAAUGAUUACUUCUGUCCUGAAGGCCAAGUUACACCUGCUCCUCCCUGGUGGACCUCGGCUCUGUCUGCUCCGCCCUGGUGGGCUUCAGCUUCAUCUGCUCCGCCCUGUCUGUCACAGUCACCAGUUUAGCAGUCUCUGCACUACACUUCCCAGCAUCCCUCACCUCUCUGUUUACUCACCUCCCAAGUACUCCAGUGAUCUUCUCCUGGUUCUCCAGUGCUCCACUGAUCCUCUGCUCCUGGCAAUCCUACUGAAAGAAAGGAAAGGACACAUUACCUCACCCAGUUAACCUCCCUAUCCAUUUCAGUUACCGGAAUACUUCUUUGCACAUCAAUGUCUUG
Molecule: messenger RNA, 695 nt
Organism: Sinocyclocheilus grahami
Lineage: Eukaryota; Metazoa; Chordata; Actinopteri; Cypriniformes; Cyprinidae
Exons: 2
Coding region: 29-643 (204 amino acids)
Source: RefSeq, a predicted model, not a curated record